AUGCAACCUACGGACCACACAUCUAUUGCUGCAGUAUAUUUCCGAGGAAUUAAGCAACAGCUUGGGUUCCCGGUACCUGUUAGUGCAAGUGAUUCUGAACUUGAAGAGCGCAUCAUUCAGCAUUUAGCUGCUGCUGCUGCGAUGGGAAGGGCUCGUCAGCUUGCCAGGAGGGAAGGUCAGAGGAGUAGGUCUUCUACUCAUGGUCGUCCCCAAUUUUUGGCGUUCUCAAGUAAUCCAAAUCCAACUUCUGCUAAUUCGCCUGCUUUAUCUCCCGCUCAGAGAGGUGGUCCUGGACCACUUCCUGCAGCCAUGAUAGCUAGCCCGAAUUCACCAUUUAUUACCCUUGGAGAAUAUUCUGCACAGCUUGUUACCCCACAAUCUUUCUCCCUAGCUGACCACAUCACUACAGCAUCAGGAUCAGGUGCUGUUGCUAAUCAACUUGGAACUUCCUCGAGCAAUUGGAGGUCUCCUGCUCAGACUUCCUCCAAUAGUCAAGAUAGAGCUGGACCAUCAGAUUUCCAGUCAUUUUCUGAGACUUUGAAAUCUCGACUAAGUGCAUUAUCUGUGAGAUACAAAGAGUCCAUAACAAAGAGCACAAGAGGCUGGAAGGAGAUAUUGUUUACUCGCAACAUUUCAACGCCUGAACCCGGCACUGAAGUUCAUAGAGAGGUUGACUUUGCUCGCAACAUUUCAAUCUGUGACCCUGGCCUUGAAGUUCGUAGAGAGGUUGACCCGGGUACCACGACUGUAUCGCGCAUGAUGGAUUAUCUUGAGAUUUCAGAAGAUAGUAGAACUGACAUGGCUCCAAUAUCAAAUAAUUUAGAUGAUAACUCGACUUCAGAUACAGUGGAAAGCGAGACUGUAUAG
Messenger RNA from Fraxinus pennsylvanica, 867 nucleotides. Lineage: Eukaryota; Viridiplantae; Streptophyta; Magnoliopsida; Lamiales; Oleaceae. The record is from the annotation of a GenBank genome assembly.